UAGGUCAAGGGUUUUUACUUGACAGUAAUUCUUCUUUCAUUAAUAUACAGUUGAAAAGUUCGAUUUUGCCAAUGGAGGCAAAGAAGUGGGCCAAAGUUGAGCGAAAACGAAAUUAUUUUCUGGCUUUCAAGAUGGAAAGAAAACAAAAGAAAAAAGUUGUGGCCAACUGACGGCUAAGCUAAUAGCUGCUAGCUUAAAGUUGUGACGCAGUUAAGAAAACGCCAUCGCCUACAUCCAAAUCUCUACAAAGUCGUGAGCUCCGGGAAGAAUUUCACCUUUCAGGAUGAUUCUCCGAAAGAUACCGAUGUCCACUGCUAGAGAUAAGAGAUUUUUCAACUGUUUUCAUCAGGAAAAGACUGUCUUGAACUACAUCGAUGAUUUUGUCAACUGUGAUAAACCAGUAAACACCAAACAAACGUCAGAACGGUUUGUCCAGCUGCGACAGAGUGCCGACGAUGCUCUGAGGGGUCAUCUCCUGCCAUCUGCCUCACUACACCAUGAGAGUGUCCGCAAGUUAUUACCACACUCCCUCUUAGAGGAUAUCUGGUUGCAAAGAAUGAAUGGACAGAAGCAGUGGACACGGGUGGCCGUGAUGGCACUCCUUGUGCUGACGGUGAUGGCAGCUGAAGGAGGAAAAGGAGAGAAACAAGGAAAGAAGGAACGUAAGUCGGACUGCGGGGAGUGGCAGUGGAGCGUGUGCGUAGCAAACGAAGGAGACUGCGGACUCGGCACCAGGGAGGGAACACGCACCGGCACCGACUGCAAGCAGACCAUCAAGACCCAGCGCUGUAAGAUCCCCUGCAACUGGAAGAAGAAGUUUGGAGGAGAAUGCAAGUACGACUUCCAGGCUUGGGGGGAGUGCGAUCUGGCAACGGGCAAGAAGAACAGGACGGGCGUGCUGAAGCGAGCGCUCAUGGAUGCGACCUGUGCCGCCACCGUCACAGCCACCAAGCCCUGUGGGAAAAUCCCCAAGACUAAGCUGCAAGAUGCGAAGAAGCAGAAGAAGGAAGGCAAGAAGCGAGAGCGCGCCCAAAUGGACUGAUGAGGAUGUUGGAGGAAGGGAGAAAAGGGUGGAAAAAGACGUCCGCUGCCCUGUAUCAACACGGUUCCUCUUUGUAUAUCCUGUAGGUCGACAGUAGGAGCCUGUAGAGCUUUGACGAAACACGUGGAAAUAAGACUUUAGUGUGUUUUACUUUCUCUUCUUUCUAGCGCCUGAUAAGAAAAACCUGUGAUAGGAGACAUAAUACAAAUAAUGAAUUUGGAAGACAUUUGUUUGAUAGUGUUCUUACCUAAUGAUGCUAUUUCUAGGAUUAUUUUCUAAAGAGCAAAUCGGAUAGGAUUUGUUUUACAGAUGCAUAGCCUAAUGCUAAUUUGGAGAACUCUUUGGUCCAUGCAGCGACUUAAUGAGGCAGUUUGCUAAAAGUGAAGCUCACUUAAUUAAUUUGAGAAACAAAAAAAUGGCGUACUUGCAAUUUUUUUUAAAGUAGCUCAAUUAAAUGGUAACACUUUCCCCCAAUUAUUCUGUGCGAUGGUAUUUUUGCUUUAACUCCUUGUAAGAAUACAAAUAAGCUAGAUCUGUGUGGAAAAGCUUCUGUACAAUUUUCCUCCUGCUGCUCUGUUGUACCUCAAUUUAUACGCACUGUAAAAAAUCAAGUCAUUGCUUUUGUAGUCUCCUAGUUGUAGUUAACAUCCUCUUUUUAUCCUGUUACAUUUCCAAAAAUAA
This is a messenger RNA of Cheilinus undulatus (humphead wrasse), 1723 nucleotides long. It is a transcript of the gene ptn, whose product is annotated as pleiotrophin. The transcript is spliced from 6 exons. Gene Ontology annotation, molecular function: growth factor activity. Lineage: Eukaryota; Metazoa; Chordata; Actinopteri; Labriformes; Labridae. The record is from RefSeq and is a predicted model, not a curated record. Bases 284 to 1042 code for a protein of 252 amino acids.